CCAAAAAAAAAAUGUGUCUGUCUCAUUAUCACUAGUCUGACAAUAAUCCUUCAUGACCUUCGGGUUAUUCAUCUAGGCCCACAUGGUGUUAUGAGAUGCAUACUCUAGCUCAAGUGUUCACCAAGGUUCAAUUGAUAACGGCAAUACACAAGUAUUACUGAUGACUUUGAACAGGAAAAAAAUGGAAUUGGGAAAACCCUUGCUAAACUGGGGCAAUCCCAGAAUUGCUAGUCAUUUUAUGAGCAGCUGUUGGUAUGUCAGAGGCUUGGAAUUGGCAUGGUAAAUCUAAAACUGUCUCAGCACUGGUGAGCUGACCUCAUCCAAGUUCCAAUUCCUACUCUGCCUGAUCCCUUUUUCCUGAGCCUCAGAGCUAAAAUGUUCCUGUGCUCUCCUUUCCUAUUGGCUGGGGAGACAGAUUGAAGUUCCCUUGCCCAUGUUAGGAGGUGUACGCCUCCUAAGCUAAAGAUAGAAACAGCUGGCCCUUCCAGGCGGCUAAAAGCCUCCAGGCUGAGGUGUUCCCCCACUCGGCAGCUAGACUCCUUGAUAUACCCUUACAAUACUACCAACGCCUCCAUGUCUCUGUUUUGCCAUAACAAAGGCUGUGGGCAGCAUUUUGACCCUAAUACCAACCUUCCUGGUGAGUAAUCUUGGUCUUGCCAGGGGGGUUCUAGAUCCUGGGGAAUGGUCAGCUUUGGGUAUUGUGUUCAAAAAGUAGGGGAGGAAAUUUGGUGUACUUGCCCUGGUUUAAUUGGCUUGAUACUUAAUCUUGACUGAUUUGAACAUUGAGAGAAGCCUUGAGCAUAUAAACUUGGAAAAGAGGCAGAAAGUCUGAUUUGAUCUAGUUGCUUUUUCUUCCUUGGUCAAUCUUGUCGGUAUGCACAGAUUCCUGUUGCCAUCACCCUGGAGUCCCAAUCUUCCAUGAUGCACUGAAGGUGAGGAGUAGAUAAGGGGGAUAGCAUGAGCAUUUCCCAGUGGACAUCCAGAAAUCUAAGCUGAGCUGGUUUUGUUAUCAGGGUUGGUCUUGCUGCCGGAAGCGAACUGUAGAUUUUUCUGAGUUCUUAAAUAUCAAGGUAAAUUCUUUGUUUCCUUGUAAUCUGCCCUGGCAGAAGGAUUCUGUCCCUAAUCCUCUCCUUGUCUGUACUAGGGCUGUACUGUGGGACCACACUGUGCUGAGAAGCUCCCAGAGGCCCCGCAACUGGAUGGCCCUGCCACGAGCAGUUCACUCCAGGAACAAAAACCUCUGAAUAUGUUUCCAAAGUCAGCAGAGACCUUGCGCCAGGAGAGGCCCAAGUAAAGAGGAGAGGUCCCUGGGUUUUUCCUAUUCACACAGUUCCUAGGUCACUGGGGGCUAGGAAGGAGUACGGUGUCAGGGCUUAGUAUGUUUUGUGCCAUACGCUGAGUGUGUCCAGAAAUACAGCCUUUACAUUAAGGUGGUUAGGGGGUGGUGGACUAUUUUAAGUUGCUUCAAUAGACUAGACAGUAGAAUAUACUCAUGAAUAUACAGUCAACUGUAAUAUGGUAAUACAGUGAACUGUAAAAUGGUGGGUGGGAGCAGUCAUUGACACUUUUCUUUUUAGGAGAGAUUUAAGAUAAAUGGGCCAGAGAGAUAGUACGGCUGGUUGGGUACUUGCCUUGUAUGCGACCCACCCCAGUUUGAAUCCCUGGCAUUGCAUAUGGUCCCCCAAGCACCACCAGGAAUGAUCCCUGGAUACUGGGUGCAGCACCCCCAAAACAAGCAAAAAGUACCAAGAAAAGGAUGUAAUAAAAUUAACAGGAAGCUGCAGUUAUUUUGUUAAAGUACUUUGAGCAACAGAGGAAAACUAUAUUUGAAUACAGUUUGAUUAAGAGAAGGAAAAAAUGACACUGUUAACACAGAAGUGACAUUUAGAGCCUCUGAACCUGAUGGGCAAGAGAAGCUCUGGGUACUUCCCUAAGGAUUUAGGUAUGUCCAAAGAGAUUAAAAAUAGCAAAGGGGCUCCUUCCUAACUUCUUUGGUCCUGCCCUAUGUUCACCACACUGACUCCGUUGCCACUGGUAAGAGUGUUGGAGCUGCUUUUACAUUUAUUUGGGGGCCAUUUCUGCCUGCUCAUUUCUUACUCUUGGCUCUCUGCUCAGGAAUCACUUCUGCCAGGACUUGGGAGGCCAUAUAUGGUAUAUAUGGUUUCAGGGAAUUCAUUUACCUGGGUCAGUGGCAUUCAAAGCAAGCACCUUAUCCUUUGUACUCUGUUGGACCUGUUGGAACUAUUGAUCAUGGAUAAUGGGUCAGAACUAAUUGCCCCACCCAUACGUGCUAGGUCAGAAUUGCCUCCAAAACUACUGCCACUAAAUAUAUCCCAAGCCCUGGAAAUGGCAUUGGAACAGAAGGAACUAGACCAGGAACCUGGAGCAGGACUUGAUAGUAUGAUUCGGACUAGGUCCAGUUGCCAGAACCCAGGAUGUGAUGCUGUUUACCAAGGCCUUGAGAGUGAUGCUACUCCCUGUACCUACCACCCAGGAGCUCCUCGAUUCCAUGAGGGGAUGAAGUCUUGGAGCUGUUGUGGCAUCCAGACCCUGGAUUUUGGGGCAUUCUUGACACAACCAGGAUGCAGAGUUGGUAGACAUGACUGGGGGAAGCAGAUGCCAGCUUCUUGCCGUCAAGAUUGGCACCAGACAGAUUCCUUAGUUGUGGUAACUGUGUAUGGCCAGAUUCCACUCCCUGCAUUCAACUGGGUGAAAGCCAGUCAAACUGAGCUUCAUGUCCACAUCGUCUUUGAUGGUAACCGUGUAUUUCAAGCACAGAUGAAGUUGUGGGGGGUCCCUCUUGUCGGUGCUUGGGAGACCAUAUGUGGUGACAGGGAUCAAACCUGGGAUUCCCGCAUACAAAACCCAUUGAGUGUUCAGCUUUUAUAAUCAAACCUUGAAAUAAAUAUUUUUUUUUUCA
Messenger RNA from Sorex araneus (European shrew), 2920 nucleotides. RefSeq names its product integrin subunit beta 1 binding protein 2 (gene ITGB1BP2). Gene Ontology annotation, molecular function: zinc ion binding. The transcript has 7 exons. Lineage: Eukaryota; Metazoa; Chordata; Mammalia; Eulipotyphla; Soricidae. The record is from RefSeq and is a predicted model, not a curated record. Gene Ontology annotation, biological process: centrosome duplication. Bases 2005 to 2889 code for a protein of 294 amino acids.